AAGCGUCUUGCAGCUAUGAAGGCUGUGGGGCGAGACGAGGCGGUGCCCACUCCGCGCAGCCUCUGGAGUUCCGGCAGCCGAACUGGCAGAAGUGGUAUUCUCCUCAACAUUCUGUCAGAUGCAUCGGAAUGCAGCAAGGUGGAACAGGUGGAGGUGGAAGUCGUGGUGCCCUCCGAGUCGGACGACGACGUCCCGGACAUCCUGCGGGAGCCAUCGAAGCAUCUGCCGGGCCGGCGAGAAGAGGAGUGCCUGGUGGGCGGCCGAAGCACCACCGAGAAAAUCUUGAGUGCCUUCGGCUACAGCUACACUGGACAAAGCGCCGACGGCGGAACCAGUGGAGCCAGCGGAACGGCCUCCGGUCCCAGCGGCCGAAGCGCUCCAAGCGCUCGAAGCGCUCGAAGCGGUCCCAGCCCGAGCGGUCGCAGUGGUCGCAGCGGUCGCACGGGGACGAGCGUCCAAAGCACUCGAACCAAUCCGCCCAGCCUCCCGAGCCUCGAAGCACGGCCAAGUGCUCCCCGUAUCUCCGAGGGAGGCUGGAGAAGUAAAGACUCAGUCCCCAAGGAACGCUGGAGAAGUCGCUGGAGAUGCCGCUGUGUAUUUUGCAGCUGUUUCUUUGGACUCGCUCUUGGCAGCGGAAUUUCUGUGGCCCUCUUUUGGCCCAGACACCCCUCUUGGGAGCUUAAGAAAUUGGAGGUAGAUGAUGGCAUCAUGGAGCUGGUCACGGCCAUGUCAGCCAUUGACACAGUGGAUACAGUGGCAGCACCAUCACAACUUCUCUUCACGGCAGAAUCCGCAGUUUCAAAUCCCAAUCUCCUGCAUGGUGACACCUCAGAUGGUUCCAUAGACUUGAGAUAUGUCGAAACCGUCCAAACCAUCGGGGAAGGCGUCGAGGAAUCGGAAUUUGUUGUUGGUCGAGGUGUGUCAUAUGCAACCACCUUGGCGCCACAGACUGUGAGUACAGUGAUGGCCAAUAUCACGGUGGAUUUGGAGCAAAAUUUCGUGAACAUUUUGCAGAGGGAAAUUGUAGCAGAGCGAUUGGUUCUAGCUUUUAAGCUGAUUGCUGCGUGCAAAGUAGUGACGAUUUUGAAUGUACAGUUGCAUUACCAAAUGGUAUGUGAUCUUGAUGUGGCUCUCUCUGAUUUAAUGAUGUCGGAGACACGAACCAGAGCAGUUGCUGUGAAAGCUUGCAAGCACAGCUUCUCUUAGCAGCUGGCCAACUG
Molecule: messenger RNA, 1220 nt
Organism: Cladocopium goreaui
Lineage: Eukaryota; Dinophyceae; Suessiales; Symbiodiniaceae
Source: the annotation of a GenBank genome assembly